GCGGAUCUGAUGAACAGCAGAAGCGAUGUGUUUCUGUUUUGUGGGCGCAGUGAAGGCACGCUGACGGGAAUAUAUAUAUAUAUAUAUAUCUGCGGAUGAAAGGCUGCAGUGCCGGUUACAAUUAACGCUCCAGACUGUCACAGAGGGAGGAUUGCUUCUUACAAAAAUGACUUCGAGAGUCACCACCUUGUAUUUGCCACAGUGGAAAGCUGGCUUAAUGAGCAUUCGAUGUUUAUAUCUGUCAGCCGCCAACGCUUUUAAAGUGUGUAAGACGUGCGAUGUAGAGGAGAACAUGAUCCCACUUUUUCUUGGAGCGGAUUUAUUCUCAAAAACAGGAAUUCGCACAGAGAAUCACCCAAGGUUUCAUGCAAAAUUUGCAAAGAAGGGAUUGGCUACUAAACUUAUUUUUUCUGCUGAGUUCCGAAUUCAUGGAUUGAGGCUAGCGAGCGGAGUUAACAGCUUGUGGUUUUACAGUAUUCAGGGGUUGUUCCGUGUUGCUUUUGAAAUGUACAGCAAAGAGGAACAGCUGUUGGUCUUAGAAAACUUCCAGGAGCUGUGGAGAUCUAGAAUAAAUGAUGGUCUUCUCAACCAGUCGUACAACAUGGAGUUACUGUUGGGUGGGAUGCAAACACAAGAUGUUGUUGGACACUACAACCAGGAGUGUUUGACCAAGUUACGGAUAGAAAACGUUUCAGACUUAAUAGAAUACGAAACAGCAAGUGAGACGGAUCCCAUUGUUUCAUGUGAAGUGACAGCGCCUCUCUCGAAUUACACUCAGUUUAAGGUUGACCAUACCUACUGCAGGCCAGAAGAUGGUGAUGCUGAAAAAUCUUCGAGCCCCCAACAUCAGGUUUCACGAAAAAUCAAAACGUUAGAACAUUUGUUACAGAACCCAGUUACAGAUAUGCAGAAAGAAAAAUCUGGAGUUGUCCUGCUUUUGCUGGACUGUAUAGAUGAACUAAUAAGCAAAGUCACCAAUGAAGAGGAAGUGUCAGAUAUUAUAUUGCAGAUUUUAAAGGCUGUAUAUAAAUUAUACCAAGAGCAAAACCCUGAUGUUACUUCGGCUUACAACAGCCCCUUGCUUCAUACAGUUAGCAGCUGGCUAGGACAGCAGUUCAGCUCUGCGAAUUCCUGCAUUAGCAAACAAAUUGAGGAUUUCAAAGUAAACCACAUAAAUAGGAUUACAGAUCUGCCACCAGCAGAGGAGCUGGUUAGCGAGCUGUUUCCUGAGUCUAUGAGGGUACUGUUAAUGAACUGGAUGGGUCUAAGUGAUGACGCUGCUUCAUGGAAACGGCACAGUGAAUAUCCCAUACUGCUUCUCAUAUUAGAAUUUGCUAAUCACAACCUUAUUACUGGAGUUGCACAUGUAUUAUAUUCUAGUUUAAUAUGCAAAUAAACACCAUGGAAAUUAAUGGUGUUUUGUGAACCCCCCCCAAAAAAAAAAAUAAAAAAAUUAAAUGGUGUGUAACUAAAAAAAAAAAAGUGUGUGUGAUUGUGGCAGAAAGAGUAGUCCAGGAGCAGUUAAAGGACUACAUCUCUCAGAAUGCCACAGAAGCGAGCCAGGAGGCUGUACACCUGGCUUCCAUCAGGGUAAUGAAGCCCUGCAGUCAGGGCUGUGUGCCAGGCCCCAUGUGUGGAGUGAUGAAAAGGUAGUGUGCAAACCUUUUUGUUUGUGUGUUGGAAGAAUUGUUUUUGUAACUGGGAAAAACGGCUUAGCUGUCCAGUGUUUAGUUUAGGAAACUACAAAAGUUUAGUUAGUGCUCCAAGACAGUUCGUUUUUGUAAAUAAUGAGAGGGCAAACUUACUGAAAAACUUAAAUCUUGUCUUGAAUUAUUGGGAAAUUCUACUUCAGGUUUUCCUAUAACCAUUAAAAUAUUUGUUACUCAAAUCUGAUAUCAAGUGUAUAAGGUGGCACAUAGUAUGGAUGCUUAAGUUACUGACUUGUUCUGUUGUAAAGAUGUAAUAUUUUAUGACCUGAACAAAAAUGAACAGUACUUUUUUAAUAAAGCAAUGCUGAGAUGUAAAACAUCUACUGGUGUAGUUUUAUGUAGGCCUAUU
Molecule: messenger RNA, 2058 nt
Organism: Polyodon spathula (Mississippi paddlefish)
Lineage: Eukaryota; Metazoa; Chordata; Actinopteri; Acipenseriformes; Polyodontidae
Exons: 5
Coding region: 167-1396 (409 amino acids)
Source: RefSeq, a predicted model, not a curated record